Messenger RNA from Purpureocillium lilacinum, 1719 nucleotides. The record is from RefSeq and is a predicted model, not a curated record. Lineage: Eukaryota; Fungi; Ascomycota; Sordariomycetes; Hypocreales; Ophiocordycipitaceae.
AUGCCGUCCUUCAAGCCGUUCUCGUCGGUGACGGGGCGCAACAGCUACAGUCUGUUUGACAUUCGGCUAGACCAGGACAUUAUCGUCUUUCGGGGCAACGACCAUGAGUCGUCUGGCCAAUUCCUUAAGGGUGUUGUGGUCCUUUGCCUCUCCUCGUCGUUACGCAUUGAGGAUGUGCGCCUCCGUCUAACGGGGACCUUGCGACUAUCUACGCCUGGUGUGUCCGGUCAAAAAGUCGACAAGACGACGACGAUUCUCGAUCACCGAUGGGCGCCGUUCGUCGGCACGCAUGGGAAGAGCAUGACGCUUCCUGCUGGCAACUAUGAAUACCCUUUCGAGUUCCUUCUCCCCGGCGACACGGCCGAAAGCGUCGAGGGCAUCCCCGAAGCCUCCAUCACAUAUCGCCUCAAGGCCACCGUUGGUCGAGGCAAGCUGGCGUACGACCUGCAUGCCUACAAGCACCUGCGCAUCAUCCGGACGCUGGAACCCGGUGCUCUCGAAUUCCUCCACUCGAUGAGCGUCGAAAACACUUGGCCAGACAAGGUCGACUACUCAAUCAUUAUUCCACAGAAGGCGGUUGUCUUCGGUGGGACCAUCAACAUGGAGAUGAGAUUUACGCCACUGCUGAAGGGAUUGGAGCUCGGAGAGAUUACUGCCAAGAUGCUGGAGAUCAGAGAUACUUGGAUUCAAGGGGCGUCGGGCUACAACCUUCGAGAGCACAGGACUGAGCGCGAAGUGUCGACAUGGCGAUUCGAGGUCAACCGCGAGGAGCACUGGCAAAACAUGAUCGAGGACACGGGCCAGGAGGGUUGGGUUCUUGUGAAGCCGCUUAGCCUUCCCAAGAGGCUUCGGCAGUGCAUUCAGGACCUGAACCACCACGGCAUCAAGGUUCGACACAAAAUCAAACUUACCGUCGCCCUGAAGAACCCGGACGGACACAUCUCGGAGCUCCGUGCCACACUGCCCGUAUCGAUUUUCAUUUCUCCCAACGUCCCAUUCGACGAACACGGCAAUUUGGUCAACCAAGCGCCUGGAGCUCCGAGCCUCGACCAGGAAUCUGGAGCCAUUGCACCGCCUGGUUAUGGCGAGCACGUCCUCGACCAGCUAUACGAAGAUGUCGACACCGCGGGCUUCCAGACCCCUGGCAUGCAGACGCCCGGUAUCCAGUCAGGCGUGAGCAGCCCGUUCUAUGCUCAUUCGCGGACAGGGUCCGCAGACAAUCUGGCCGCAAUGACUCACAGUGCCCCGGUCGCACCGACUGCUCUAUCCGCGCGUCUUGCGGACGUUUCGCUGGAUUCAUCACAUCGAAACAGCUCCUGGACGUCGAUGCAUUCAGCAUCGGGCAGGAUGUCGCCGACAUCGGGGGCACAUGGCUCCGCCCCGCGAUCCGAGCCGCACUCGGCGAAUCUCACCAGGAGCAACAGCGAAGAAGACAACAGCGCUAGGAAUUCGGUGGAGCACGUCGACGUGGACGCGGCCGAGCUCGCGGAGCUCAACCGGGUACCGAGCUAUGCAACGGCGGUCCGAACGCCGGCGCGGUCUCGGACGCAGACGACCACCGGCCCCGUCCCGGACUACCUGACAGCUCUCAGCGCUCCCCGCACCCCCCCGGCGACAGAUCUCAACCCUGAGCAGCUUGCACCUAUAUCGGAGGACGGGUCUGGCGAGGGGCGCAGCAACGGCACCAUGCGGUCUGUUGAUCCGACAAUGUCAAACUGA